UGUAUCUCUCUCUCUCUCUCCCUUCCACCUAACGGAAAUUAACGGAUCAAAUCGCAACUUCAUUUUCUGAUUAUGAUCUUCUUUGCAUCUCUUCAUCUUUAGUCUUCAUUAACGUUUUGUUUAAUUGCAUUCUUUAACAUGCAUGACGUUUGAUCCCUAUUGAUCUUUUCUUUGUGGAUCAAUAAGGCUUACAUUCUGCAAAUCUUGUGCAUAAAAUGGGAAUUCUUCAUUCAGAUUCAAUGUGAAAUUCCAUCAGCAAGUUAUGAUUUUUACUAUUACAAAUUGUUUGACACGUUCCAUUUUAUGCAUUUUUUACCAAUUUCAAGAAUUUAAAUUCCUUAUACUAUUAAAAGAUUUUGAACGUUAAUGUGAUAUUUCAAGAAUUUUUAGCCUUGCCUUUAUGACUGAAUUAACAAGAUAAUGCCAAAUAGACCAUUGAAAAAACAUGUUAUAUAGAGAUGGUGGAGAGUGAUUUGAGUAAAGAGAAUAUUGAGGAGAGUAGUAGAAGUGACAACUUAUGGAGUAAAGAUUCAGGUUCAGGUUGUCAUAGGGACCCUUCUUUUUCAGGUUGGUUUGAUGAAAAUGGCACUCUUCAUUCAGCUCAAUUAGUCAAUAGACAUAAUAUUGGUGUAGAGGAAUUUGAUUUUGUAUCUAUAGGCACAGAGACAAACCAAAGUAGUAGUAAUUUUAAGCAUAGAAUGAGGGGUGGUGGUGAUUUUGGUAGUAACUCUGUAGGGAGUGGAGAAGAUAGGUAUGUUCCAUUUGAUGUAGAGAAUGGUUCCUCGAGUCAUCGAGGAUCUGUCGAUGAUGGUGAUGGUGAUGAUGGCGAUGAUGAUGACGAUCACUCAGUCUUCUCGGAUUACCAUGACACGCCACAGUCAAAUUCAAAGAAUGCUGCUAUUUCAGAAGUUGAUAUGUUGAAGACAUUUUUCUUCAUACUUGUAUGGUAUAGCGUCAGUUUGUUCUUGACAUUGUACAAUAAAACUCUUCUCGGUGAUCAUCUAGGGAAGUUCCCUGCUCCUUUACUGAUGAACACUGUCCACUUUGCAAUGCAAGCCGUUUUGUCCAAGGCCAUUACUGGCUUCUGGUCCCAUAGAUUUCAACCUACAGUAAUGAUGUCUUGGAGAGACUAUUCUUUGAGAGUUGUACCGACAGCUCUCACAACGGCAAUGGAUGUCAACCUCAGCAAUGCAUCCCUUGUUUUCAUCUCUGUCACAUUUGCCACUAUGUGUAAAUCUGCAUCUCCCAUCUUUCUCCUGUUCUUCGCGUUUGCUUUCAGGUUGGAGUCUCCAAGUUUAAAGCUGAUGGGGAUCAUCUUGAUCAUUUCUGUUGGGAUACUAUUAACAGUUGCAAAGGAGACAGAAUUUCAAUUUUUGGGAUUCGUCUUUGUUAUGCUUGCUGCAGUUAUGUCUGGGUUUCGCUGGACUAUGACUCAGAUUCUUCUGCAGAAAGAAGUCUAUGGUCUAAGAAAUCCACUCACACUAAUGAGCUAUGUUACGCCAGUAAUGGCUCUUUCAACUGCUGUGCUGUCCCUUAUUUUUGAUCCGUGGUAUGAAUUCGGAAGCACCAAAUACUUUGACAGCUCAUGGCAUAUAGCUAGAAGUUGUUUGCUGAUGCUCUUUGGUGGAACUUUGGCUUUCUUUAUGGUGUUGACGGAAUAUAUUCUUGUGUCUAUCACAAGUGCAGUAACAGUAACAAUAGCGGGAGUUGUAAAGGAGGCGGUCACUAUCUUGGUUGCUGUAUUUUACUUCCACGAUGAGUUUACCUGGAUGAAAGGGCUAGGUCUCAUGACCAUAAUGUUUGGUGUCAGUUUGUUUAACUGGUACAAGUAUGACAAAUUACAAAGAGGUAGCACAGGUGAAGAUGAAAUGCCUGGAUCACCCUUAGGAAAUGGAGCUGCUAAGUAUGUUAUACUUGAAGAAAUGGAAGAUCAAGAUCACGGUCGUCCUUGAAAUUUUCAUAUGACAUUAUCUGCAUUGACGAGUGUAGCAAGCUUCUGAUCUGAUGAAGUCUUGAAAUAACUAAAUAUGGGCAAUUGGAGGUUAUCACUAUCUUCCUCAAAGAGGAACAAUUGCCAUAUAUAUGUGCAAAUGGAACUAAACUCUAAAGUAGAAGCAUCUGCGGACGCGUCUUUCUUGGACUUAAACUCAUUAAAUUAGAUGAACUGAAAGUCCCCUUUACUCUCUUGAAUAGUUUUGGGAUUUCAUUUUUUUCUAGCAGCAGAUAGUUUGUUUCUUUGUUUAGUUAUUAGAAAGUAAUGGGAUUUUGCUUAAGGUUUCUUGUCAUGCUUUUUUAGCAUGUAAAAUUUGAACUUGCAGCAUCAGAUUGCUUUGGGUUUU
Molecule: messenger RNA, 2339 nt
Organism: Nicotiana attenuata
Lineage: Eukaryota; Viridiplantae; Streptophyta; Magnoliopsida; Solanales; Solanaceae
Product: probable sugar phosphate/phosphate translocator At1g06470
Exons: 11
Coding region: 459-1952 (497 amino acids)
Biological process (GO): UDP-glucose transmembrane transport
Cellular component (GO): endoplasmic reticulum-Golgi intermediate compartment; cis-Golgi network; Golgi apparatus
Molecular function (GO): antiporter activity
Source: RefSeq, a predicted model, not a curated record